This is a messenger RNA of Kickxella alabastrina, 1330 nucleotides long. RefSeq lists its product as uncharacterized. The coding region runs from base 109 to 1218 and encodes 369 amino acids. The transcript has a single exon. Lineage: Eukaryota; Fungi; Kickxellomycota; Kickxellomycetes; Kickxellales; Kickxellaceae. Gene Ontology annotation, molecular function: protein binding. The record is from RefSeq and is a predicted model, not a curated record.
CUCUCUUGUCUUGUUCCACAAGUUAAAUUCAUACGCUUUUCAAACCCUAUUGCAUUUUCUUCCCUUUUUUAUUUUUUUAUUCAGCAGUAUAACAACAUAAGGAAUAUAAUGUUUUCGUUUAUGAACAGAGAGCCAAAGGCGCCACCACCCGACCCCAUGAUGCUUCUCGCUGAAGCCCAGGAGUUUCUCAAAGAAGACGAUUUUGAAAGCGCGCUGGAAAAAUUUGACGAGCUCUGCUCCCUCCCAGUACAAUCGCCCCUGCCGCUGCUCUCGCGGGCCACCUGCCGGCUGCAGCUGAAAAAGUACGAGAAAACCCUAGAGGACUGUGAAAAAGUGCUCAAAUUCCUCAACGCCGAUGUCCAGGGCCACGUCGAAGAGGGAUGUACAACGGUGCAUUCCUUGGCGCUCAUGCGUAUGGCCAAGGCGUACAAAGAGCUGGGCCAGAUGGAGGAGGCCAAGAGCGCGCUGAUGCGCAGAAACGCCAUUGAGCAUAAGCUCGGGCGGGACAAGGUCGAUGACGAGGAAGAGGAGGAGGACAGGGAGAGCCGGAUGGCCACCGAGCGUGAGGCCGCAGAGGAGUGGAAAGAGAAGGGCAAUGUCGAGUUCAAAAAGGAAAACUGGAUUCAGGCGCUUGACUGCUACAAAAACGGGCUCGGGUACGAUAUGUACAGUGCCAAGCUGCACAGCAACACGUGCAUGGCGCUGAUUAAGCUCAAGCGGUGGUCGCAGGCGGUGAAGCACGCCGACCAGUGUAUUGCCCUGGAGCCCCAGUGGGUCAAGGGGUACUACAUGAAGGGCCUGAUCCUGAGUAGUGAGAGCAAGAUUGAUCAGGCAAAGGCGGUCUUGCGCCAGGCAAUUUCGGUCGAGCCAAACAACACCCAGGUCAAGGCGCUUCUGGAAGAGGUAGAGGCUCGCGUGAACUAUGUGGAGUCGCGGAUCCGCCGCAGAAAGGUCGCAGACAAGGACUCCCAGGACUCACAGAAGCAGAGUCAGGAAGACAAUGGCGUAGAGGCGACAGACAGCGGGAAUGAGAAGGACAAGGAGCCCGUUGAGGACGUCGAUAGUGAUGAGGACCAUUGCGACGAGAAUGGGUGCCGCACGCCGAGAAGGAUCAGGCUAAAGGUUACUCGUAAGGAUGUUCUGGACACUGCGGUCGAAUUGGGCGCUGCAGCCGUUGGCGUAGCUCUGGUUUGGUGGUUCAUAUCAGGCGUGAACUAAAUAUUGUGUUCACGAUGUGAAGUACAACGGAAAUUUAUGUGGCAUAACUAGUAUUUUUAAAAUAAAAAAGAAUUUGAAUAACUAAAUAUCGAAUAUUUUAAAUGUAUGCGCA